AUGGCCUGCAUUGGAGCUCUAGCCGAUGCUAUUGUGACUGCGUUCUCGGAUGCGUGGCUUGCCCACUCGACUGAGUCCAAACCUAUCAAGCGCUCCAAGUCCUGGUGGACAGAUGAGUGCUCAGAGACCUUCAGAGUAUAUCAGCUGAGCUGCUUGCUCACUGAUUACAACAAGUUUAAGAAGGCAUGUAAGGACACCAAGCAUGAUUUCUUCAAUGAGCACAUCGCAGAGAUCACUACUUCUUGCAAGCGCCCGUGGGACCUGAUGGAAUGGGUCAAACAGCACAAGCUACCACCCUGUGAGGCUAUUCACAACGGCAACCAGCCUUGCCAUGAUAUGGACAACCUCUGGGACGUCCUGCACGGCAUGUACAACUCAGCCUUGGGUCGUGAGUACGAUGCCUCAGUCUUAGAUGAGCUUCCCAAUGAGCCAGUCUGUGAGUGGGCUGACUUCUCAGAGCAUGAGUUGUUGAGUGAUCCCCAUGCACCGCUUUCACGAGGUGGGUUGCCCUCUGGGGAGUUUUGGCGUUUGAGCCCAAAGGGUCUUGGUUGGGGGGGUGAUCAUCUUUGA
This is a messenger RNA of Cyclocybe aegerita, 570 nucleotides long. The record is from the annotation of a GenBank genome assembly. NCBI's taxonomy places the organism in Eukaryota, Fungi, Basidiomycota, Agaricomycetes, Agaricales, Hemipholiotaceae.